This is a messenger RNA of Linum tenue, 357 nucleotides long. The record is from the annotation of a GenBank genome assembly. Lineage: Eukaryota; Viridiplantae; Streptophyta; Magnoliopsida; Malpighiales; Linaceae.
UCAAUCUUGGAAGCCGAAGUUCGAGCCAUACGGGAUGGCCUCUCUUUAUUAUGGUCACUCGGAUUUCGAAAUGUUGAGGUUGAAUCAGACUCGCAAUUAGCAGUGCACCUUAUCCGAUCCGAAAAAGAUCUGUUUCACCCUCUUGAAGCUUUAAUCGCUGACUGCCGUGCUCUUCUCCGUCAACCAUGGACUACAAAGUUCUCACACAUCCUAAGAGAAGCAAAUGCAGUCGCUGAUCUUAUGGCUGCAUUGGGUCAUAGUUGCAGAGAUGGGGAACACUUAUGGCCAAAUCCGCCUCCACAAGUUAUUCCACUUUUGGAGUUAGAUAGUAUUGGCCACUCUUUUCCCCGUCCUUAG